Messenger RNA from Erythranthe guttata (spotted monkey flower), 2003 nucleotides. RefSeq names its product clathrin interactor EPSIN 1. Gene Ontology annotation, cellular component: plasma membrane; clathrin vesicle coat; endosome. Gene Ontology annotation, biological process: endocytosis. The record is from RefSeq and is a predicted model, not a curated record. Gene Ontology annotation, molecular function: clathrin binding; phospholipid binding. NCBI's taxonomy places the organism in Eukaryota, Viridiplantae, Streptophyta, Magnoliopsida, Lamiales, Phrymaceae.
UUCAUUUCCUAUUCAACUCAAAACGGUCCUCCGUCUUUCGCUAAUUAAAAUUCGAUUCAAAAUCUAAUAAUUUAUAUACAGAUAUAUCCUAACUUUCGCAUCUUGAUCUGUUGUUUUCCAUUUCCCCAGCAGAUCCAGCCAUGGAUUUCAUGAAGGUCUUUGAUCAAACUGUCCGUGAAAUAAAGAGAGAGGUUAAUUUGAAGGUGUUGAAGGUUCCAGAGAUUGAACAAAAGGUGUUGGAUGCGACGGAUGAUGAACCUUGGGGUCCUCAUGGUACAGCGUUGGCAGAGAUUGCAAAGGCCACAAAUAAAUUCUCCGAAUGUCAGUUGGUUAUGAAUGUCCUCUGGACAAGAUUGACCGAGACUGGCAAGGACUGGCGAUUUGUAUACAAGUCAUUAACUGUUAUAGAGUACCUGGUGGCUCACGGAUCAGAUCGUGCUGUUGAUGACAUAAUAGAGCACACCUUUCAAAUAUCUUCUCUGGCAAGUUUUGAGUAUGUUGAGCCAAGUGGAAAGGACCUUGGAAUCAAUGUAAGAAAAAAGGCAGAAACUAUUGUGACUCUUCUGAAUAACAAAGACAAAAUACAAGAAGUAAGAAGUAAAGCUGCUACGAAUCGUGAGAAGUAUAUUGGAGUUUCAUCAUCUGGAAUAACAUACAAAUCAGGUGCAGCCUCUUUCACUAGUUCUAGCUCUAAGAGUAGUGAUCGAUAUGGAGGUUUUGGUAAUCAAAGAGACAGCGAGACGUUUAGUGAUAGUUACAACGACAAGGAUCAAUAUGGUGAAGAUAAAUAUGUGAAGUCUACUACAUCAAAGAAAGAGUCUUCUCGUUACGGCAGCAUGGGUCAAGACUCUCCUGCCAAAACUGCAUCAAAAACAUCAACAAAGACUAGCAAGCCAAAUAUACAGGCUUCAGUUACCUCACCACCUUCAGAACAAUAUGAUGAAGAUUUUGAUGACUUUGAUCCACGUGGGACUUCUAGUGCCAAACCUUCUUCUGGAAGUCAACAAGUAGAUCUAUUUGGGCAAGAUUUUGUCGGUGACCUUUUGGAUGCACCCGUAUCUGUUCCAACCCAUAAGUCUAAUUCAUUGGACGAUGAUUCAUCAGAGGUUGAUUUAUUUGCUGAUGCUGCUUUUGUAUCAGCAACACCCCCACCAGCAGGAGGGAAAAUUCCUGAGCCUCAGAUCAAUGUUGAUCUAUUUUCCUCCCAGCCUACCCCUUCUCCUGCUGUUUCUACAGCAACGGAUUUCUUUGCUGCACCUAAUCCAGCUUCCCAACUCAAUAGCCAAGCGUCAAAAUCUGCCAACAUUGUCGAUCCAUUUGCUGAUGUUCCGUUGAACAAUUUUGAUGGAUCUGAUCCUUUUGGCGCCUUCACUUCUAACGCAGAUCCUAUUUCAACAUUUUCUAACCAAAAUUCUUCCAAUGAUGAAACCCAUGGAAACAUGAAGGGAACUUCCACUGAAACCAAGCCCCCAUCAAAGGAUGCUUUUCAAGUCAAAUCUGGAAUAUGGGCAGAUUCUUUGAGCCGGGGACUAAUUGACCUAAAUAUAACCGCACCUAAGAAGGUCAACCUAUCGAAUGUUGGUAUUGUCGGUGGGUUAACUGAUGGAUCAGAAGAGAAAGACAAAGGGCAUUUGCCUUCAUUUUACAUGGGCAAAGCUAUGGGUGCUGGAACUGCAGGUGGUAAAUCUGGGUUCACAUCAACACCAUUAGAUGAUGACUUCUUCUCGAGCCUAAGCACCCAACAAGACCAAUUUGGAAGCUUUCAGAAAUGAAUUAUUAUUAUUAUUAUUAUUAUUAUUAUUAUUAUUAUUAUUUCUCACCUGAAGGAAGUGCUGGUAUUUGAUUACUACAUUUUCACUUGAGAUUGUAAGGGUUUGAUUUUCUUAUCAUGUGAAGCUUGUAAACAGGAGAUGUAUAUUUGUGCUUGGAUGUCGUUUUUGGUUACAUGUAAGCUUGUUCGUGAGAGAUGUAUACUUGUGUUCAGUUACCUGUAAUUUCUAUCA